GGCAGCAGUGGCUCCGAACGGCCAUGUUUACAUUUUGGGUUUGGCGCGCAGUGAGACGACCGGACAACCUUUUGCUAAUGCGAAUUGAAUUGUGAAGCGUUACCAAGGGUGGACAGACCCUGCAGACCACGUCGUCAUUGUCUCUUUUAACAUUGGCAGCAGCAGCACAUCUUGAAGACUAUAAAUGAUGGAGCGUCGGCAAAAUGUUGGUUUCAAAAGUCAUGUGGCUCUCUUCGACCCAAAUAUGCACAAUCAAGAUCCACGCCAGAGCCUUCCGCCAAGAAAUUCUAAUUACAGAGCGAACAAUUUCAUACAGUACAUGGGUGAUGACGACGGCACUGACAUUUACAGACAGAACCCUCAAGUUCUAUAUCCCUCACUUCCACGUGACUCGAGCCAUUCAAACGUUCGACAGCGAUCAUCAAGCUACCAAAAAUUGCCCUCUGAACGUGCUUGUGUCCCUGUGAUGGACGAGGAAAAGCGUCCAAGAUUGAAUCAAAAUUUCCAGUAUGGAUACGUUUAUCCAAGGCAAUCCUGUGUUGUAUUUGAAAAUCCUCUGGCAGACUCAUCAGUGCUGUAUCAAACUGAGACUCCAAUGGAAAUAGACGCUGCCUAUGACAGGAGGCAUUACUAUACGCCAAGUACAUCAAAGGUCACAGAGAUGAACCACCGAGAGUUCACCCCAAGAAAAGGUCGAAUGCACAGUGACACACCAACUGCUGCUGUAAAUGCACCUUUGAAAUCUUUUGAAAAUAAACUCAAGUCUUUGGCUGGAGAAUCAAGACAGCAACUUAUUUUCAAAGAAGCAGAAGUUAAUGAGGCUCCAGAAAAAAAGGAAGUGCCAAAGAUAACUCAGAAUUCAGGCCCUUCAGAAACAGUAAUUCUGACAGCAAAUGUGAAAUGCUGCGUCGAGUGGUUUAGCCAGAUCAGCAAAUUCAAAAAGUACUUAGUUCUUUUUGAAAUUUAUGCUAUUCUGCAGCGUGUUAGGGAGCACGAAACCUACUUUGAGUUGCUCCUGAGAGACCGGUCAGGACCUCUGCUGCAAACACUUUUCUACAAGAUGGACCAACAGCAACUCCCUGACCUGUCCUGUGGUCAAGUGGUACGAGUUGUUGGCCGUUCGAUGGCUCGCACCAGGCUGCAGGCGUUCAGCGUGCGGGAGGCUCGGCAAGGUGAGUUGCAAAGACGUGACCUGUACCUGAGCAAUCAGUCCAUCAAAGCAAUGAAAAGUUAUGAGGAUGAGUAG
Neocloeon triangulifer is the source of this 1246-nucleotide messenger RNA. RefSeq lists its product as uncharacterized. NCBI's taxonomy places the organism in Eukaryota, Metazoa, Arthropoda, Insecta, Ephemeroptera, Baetidae. The record is from RefSeq and is a predicted model, not a curated record. The transcript is spliced from 8 exons. Bases 185 to 1246 code for a protein of 353 amino acids.